AUGAUACAUAUGUUUACCACAAACAGAGAGUCGGACGACAGCGACGUCGAGAUCGUGGCCAUCGUCUCCGCGCCCACCGCUCAGACCACAGGCGCCGCCACUGCGCGCCACUGGUCAUCAAAGCUCUCACCGCCGCCAUUGUUAACAUCAUUACCGCCAAUACAAUCACCGAUGGCUUCACCAGUUCCACCGCCGCCACCACUGAUAGCCGUAGACACAGUCCGACGGGCGCUGACGGGCGCGCAGAACGUACCCAAUGAGCGGCGACGGCUGUCAGUGGCGUCGGACACCACCAGUCCUACCGUAACACCCCAUACGUCCGAUACCGAAACGGAUACCGACUUUGAUGACAGUAUUGAGUGGUUAGACCCGUCUGAUAAUGACCUCCCGGCCGAUGGCCUGUUCAGCAACAGUUUGGCCACCGAUAAGCCCAUGGAAUCGCUUCCCGAUAGUGAUUAUUACGACCGGUUUGACUCAUUGGUGGGCCGGGUGUCGGGUCUGUUGAAUGCCUACACCGCUGCCGAUGAUAGCGAAGUUAAGCCAGUGAUCGGCUCUGAAGAUCAUACUGGUAAACCCAAUCUCAUAUUAAAUGCCUGUUCAGCACCGGGUGAUAGUAAGCCAGAGUUUGUCGGCAAACCAGUGGUCAAGCAGUCAAACACUGAUGUGUCCGCCACUGUUGACCAAACACUGGUCGACGUUAAACCACUGCUAACCGGUCCGAGACUACAGCCAGUGUCUGACCAGUCAUUGGCCGUCACUUUAAACACUCAAACCAAAGACACGGCUAGUGUUGAACCAAUUGUCGCUCAAAUACCGGCGCCACUGAUUGGCAACAAUAACACAUCAAAAUCUGGUCAACAAUCAUGUGUUGGCACAACACCUAUCGGUGCCCUCAUUUCAAACACCGUCACUAAUCAUAAUGACAUAAAUACUGUCAAAGAAGUGGUCAAAUAUCCCGUCAAACUUUUGGUGACAAUCCCUUUGGCUUUCCGGUGCCAAUACAAGCGGUGCGGCCGACGAUUCGCCAGUCAGUCGGCGCUCGACGACCACAAUGAGAACAAACACUCCGGCGAUUAUCACAAAUGCGAUGACAAAGACUGCGGACAAAGUUUUAUCACCGAAUCGUUGUUAAAUCAGCACAAACUGCGGGACCAUUCAAUGCCCGAACCGGUGGUGACCGGCGACUACCGGCUCUGUGGGUCAGAUGUGGACAUAAACCCACCUCUUAAUGACCAAUCGGUGCCCAAACCAGUGUCGAGACUAUUUGAAUGCGAUUAUAAGGAUUGUUUCGGAAUGUGUGCCACCGAAGAGAUACUGCAGAAGCAUAAGAGAGUCCAUCAAAUUCCCGGUCAGUUGUCGUUGACUCGAGAACUGCCCGCUGUUUCCAUUGAUAACACUGUGCCUAAAGUAUUGCCCAACACUUCCAGUGAUAGUACAGUAGUUGAAGCACUUCCAGGUCUUUCCAACGAUAACCUUAUGGCCAACGCAUCCAAUGGUGACGUAAGCGCUGAUGGCUUGGGUUUGGCUGACAUACCUGUGCCCACACCGGCCAACGUCGAGAAUAGUAGCCGAUUAUGGGAUACACUGUUAGGAGUGGUCAGUCGGCCGCCGGCCGUCACCAUAACCCUCACCGACUCAGACAUGAGUGAUGUUAUUCCCGAUACUAUUCCAGCGCUCGACACCAUCGCCUCGAAAACCGGCGAUAAGUCACCGAUCGGUCCAUUAGUGCCGCCGCCGUUACCGCCGCUCAGUUUAUUGACUGUACCACUGGUGUCGCCCGUUUCAGUGCUCUCAGAUGUGUCUACGAUAUCAUCGGCAGACACUGAUCACAGUUUCUGCACCCAAACCCGAUUGGAUUCACAUAUUAGGCGAAGACAUGCCGUCGAAGACAACACACAGUCCGGGGAACCGAUCGACAGAUCAUCUCAUGUCAGACACCAGUCAUUGAGUGCAGCACUCGAUGGCAGACAACAGAUCCCAACGAUUACUACUACUAGUCCUACAGUCCCGACAAUAACCACAACCACUACUACUUCCAAAGUCGACAGUCAAUGGCUGGACAUUAAGUACAAUAAUCUCAUCACAUCAUCCGAUAUUAGAGACCAGUCCUGGAGUAGAGCACCCGAUGACAGUCAACAGAUGCAAGCAAUCACUACCACUGACCCAUCACUGGCUACAAUUAUCACCACUUCCAGUCCCGACAGCCAAUCGAUGGAUAAUAAACGGCAUAAUGUUUGGGACUCUGAUAUCGAACUCAUUGGUAGAGUUCCGGCGCCCAAACGGCCCGCACGUAACCGAUCGCCCGUUGAUAUCAAGCCAUCGCUCAUAGACUCCAUACCUCUGGUGCCGGAAAUAGUCAACCGAUCGCCUAUUGACACAAAGCCAGUGAUAAUAAACACUAGUCCUCAGGAGUCGUCAACUGUCCAUAACUCACCAUUCAGUACAACAACUACUGGUGCCGGUAAUGAGCGCUCACAUGAGUUAGCGUCGGAUAUACACCGCUUUCCCGAAAGCAAUGCUAGUAAUAAGGAAACACCGGUGCCGUCAAAGACCGCCACUACUAUCAGCGUUUCGGGCUCUACAGUGGCUUCCAGUGAGAGGCCAUACAAAUGCGAUAAAUGCGGUCAGAGUUACGGUCGCGACCGAGAGCUCAAACAACACCGGGAGCUCCGACACGGCGUACGCGAGUCCUACCGAUGCGAUCAAUGCGACCGCCAAUACGACAAAGAGUCACAAUUGGCGGCACACAUGCGGCACAAUCACAGCGCGCGGGUCCGUCGCUACCGGUGCCCAUACGCGCAGUGCGAGCGACGGUUUGAAUCGCAGGAGGUUCUCGAGGAGCACCGGCUCAGAGCCCACCGUCACUACCGAUGCGAUUACAAGCCCUGCGUCAUGACGUAUACCACCAGCCAUGGGCUACGCGCGCACCAGCAAUGGUGUUGGUAUCGGUCGGACUCACGGCGUACGCCUUCCAGGUCGUCGUCGCACAGGUCUACGGAUAGGAUUUAUCGGUGCAAUGUUUGCCCCGUAAAGUACACCACUAGGGCUUUACUCUACGAUCAUACAGAACGGGCCCACAAACGCCGGUCCGUAACACUCAAUCGGGGCCAAGUAGAGGAGAGUGAGAGCGCGGACCGCAGCGGACCAGUCAUUGACACAAACGGUAAAGAAGUGGCCGAUCGUCGCACCGCCGGAGACGAGACACCGGCCGUCGUAUCGCACACUUCGGUGGCGGCGCCGCUCGAGACGGCCCACAAUAACAGCCAGAUUUCGGACUCAAUUGAAUUGAACGACAAGUCUGUGGUCACACCCGAUGUCAUACAUCAGACAUCGACUGCGGGUCUAAAUAAUCAGUCACAAAAUGAAAGGAAAUUCCAAUGCGAUCAACAAAAUUGCGGUAAAAAAUUCAUAUCAAAACCCCAUUUAUUUCGUCAUAAAAAUAUUGUUCAUUUGAAUGAAAGCAAAUUCAAAUGUAAUGAAGAAAAUUGUGGCAAAAGUUUCAAUCGAAACGAUGAUUUUGCACAAAAACUUCAUCUCAAAAAUCACAUUCAAAGACAUGAAUAUAAAAAGUCAUAA
Molecule: messenger RNA, 3576 nt
Organism: Medioppia subpectinata
Lineage: Eukaryota; Metazoa; Arthropoda; Arachnida; Sarcoptiformes; Oppiidae
Source: the annotation of a GenBank genome assembly